AUGGGUAGUUUCAUCUCGUCACCACAAGUGCUCACACGUAAGGUGUCGGGUCAGUUCCAAGUCGGGUGCAAGGAUUUGAUGAUCGACGGAACAGUGCUUGGAGAUCGUGGCCUGUUUAUGCGAUUAUAUUAUCCAACAGAUAAUGAAAACACCGACAUCUCUUCAUACCCAUUAUGGCUACCAAAACCACAAUAUGCUCACGGACUCGGAGAAUAUCUCGGGCAAUCUCCACAGAAGAUGAAUUUGAUCACAUCGGCGAUAGUCGGAGAGAAGAGAGAAGACUGCAUCGAGAAUGCGCAACUGUCAACGAAGUGUGACAAAUGGCCGAUUGUCGUGUUCUCGCAUGGUCUCGGUGGUUCACGCACAUUCUACUCCACCUACUGCACUUCGUUGGCCUCUCACGGAUAUGUCGUCGCAGCUGUCGAGCAUAAGGACCACUCGGCGUGUUGGACCUAUCAGCUGUCGGAGCGAAAUGGAGAGUUGGUGGAGCAACCGAUCAAGAUUAAGCUGAUUGAGAAGAAUGAGAAGAAUGAGUUCAAGAUCAGAAAUCAACAAGUCGGAAAACGUGUCACAGAAUGUGUCAAAGCUCUCAAUGUCUUGGAGCAACUGAAUCUUGGAACUGUUCCUGAGAAAGUCCUAAUCGGCAACGAUUUCGACUGGUCACAAUUCAAAAACAAGUUCAUCAUGUCGUCGGCGUCAGUCAUUGGCCACUCGUUUGGCGGAGCAACAUCGUUGGCCUCAUCCGCCUACACCACAGACUUCCAAAAAGCUAUUGUUCUCGACGGCUGGAUGUUCCCGCUGGAUUCGACGCAACAAGAGCAGGCAAAACAACCCACGAUGUUUUUGAAUGUUGGAGAUUGGCAAUGGAAUGAGAAUCUGGAUGUGAUGAAGAAAAUCUUCCCACAUAAUGACGGGAAUCUGGUACUCACUUUGAAUGGAGCAGUUCAUCAGUGCUUCUCAGAUUUCCCAUUCAUUUUCCCAACAUGGCUAGCGAAGAAAUUUGGAGUUCAGGGUUCCACCGAACCAUCGACGUGCAUCCAAGCCGCUAUUGAGCUUUCCAUGGUUUUUCUGGAAGAAGGAAAAACUGGAGCACAACGUCUUAAAGAUGAAAAAUUCUCUGAUUUCAUUUCCAAUGAAGUUUACGGUAGAGAGAAAUUCAAACUCUAA
Molecule: messenger RNA, 1167 nt
Organism: Caenorhabditis briggsae
Lineage: Eukaryota; Metazoa; Nematoda; Chromadorea; Rhabditida; Rhabditidae
Gene: Cbr-paf-2
Product: Protein CBR-PAF-2
Exons: 7
Coding region: 1-1167 (388 amino acids)
Molecular function (GO): 1-alkyl-2-acetylglycerophosphocholine esterase activity
Source: RefSeq, a predicted model, not a curated record